Lithohypha guttulata is the source of this 1695-nucleotide messenger RNA. RefSeq lists its product as uncharacterized. Gene Ontology annotation, molecular function: cysteine-type deubiquitinase activity. Bases 1 to 1695 code for a protein of 564 amino acids. Gene Ontology annotation, biological process: protein deubiquitination. The record is from RefSeq and is a predicted model, not a curated record. The transcript has a single exon. NCBI's taxonomy places the organism in Eukaryota, Fungi, Ascomycota, Eurotiomycetes, Chaetothyriales, Trichomeriaceae. Gene Ontology annotation, cellular component: cytosol; nucleus.
AUGAACCGCCUUGACACCAACGACGAGGAUGCUCUCAUCCAACAAACAGCAAUACCACAACCAUGGCAAACGUCACUUACAACUAUCCUUCUCUUAGUUGCGGCAUACUAUGUAUGGCCUUACCUCGUAUACAACACGACUAUCAAGCGGCGCAUAUACGAUUUCUGCAACUCAAUAGUGCCAACACGAUCUCUCCACGUCGUGGAGAAAGUCGCAGCACGAAUCUCUGCCUUACCGAAAGAUUCGCCCGGCGACAGCGUGGCGGGCAGAACCAAUCCCUUGACUAGGUUUUACGAAGGAUCUGGCACUUCAGCAGUGGUGCAAAGAGCAAGAAGCCUUUCGGGGUUCGAUAAAGUGGCAGCCGAAAUCUCCUUCUCGGGACUUGGAAAUUGGGACAACUCAUGCUUCCAAAACAGCGUCCUCCAGGGUCUAGCGUCUUUACCGAUGUUUCGAGAUUUUGUGAACAAGAAUUGGGAUAUGAGUGAGGCAGCAGGACUUAGUGCUCCAACAUAUCGAGCGUUGAAAGACUUUUUAGGUCAGCUGCUACAGGAAGUGGAUGGUAAGAAUAUUUUGUGGCCACCCUCAACUCUCAGAUCAAUGAACACAUGGCAACAGCAGGAUGCGCAAGAGUACUUCUCGAAGAUUAUGGAUGCGACAGAGAAAGAGGCUGUCAAAUACCAGCGGACCAUGACUAAGCGGAUGGCACCUGCCCUCGACUGCCUGUCCCUGUCGACGUUCCACGAAGAAACACCAAAAACGAAUCCUAAAGCCAAUGCUGGGUGGUUGGACAACUACAGAUCAGCUUGCUUCUCCCUUCAAGACAAUCCCCUUGACGGCACUAUCUCCCAAUCCUUAAGGUGUCAAACUUGCAAAUUUUCUGAAGGACUAUCACUGAUCCCGUUCAACUGUCUUACUCUCAACCUUGGACUUGGUGGUGAUUGUGACGUGGAAGACCUUCUAGAUGCGUACACAGCAUCUGAGCUGAUCGAGGGAGUUGUGUGCGAUGAGUGUACAAAGCAAGCCCAACCCGCACCUUCACACCUCGAAGAGUCAAGUGACGGCCAGAUGGUCUCGGAGUCAAGUUCAAAGGAAACCAAAGUACUCCGAACCAAAGAGAAGCAGAUCCUCUUUGGCCGGCUUCCGCAAGACCUCGUUUUACACAUCAACCGCAGCAUCUUCGACGACUGGGGCAACCAGAAAAAGAACGUUGCAUACGUCAGGUAUCCUUCGAUGCUCAGAAUCGGACCUGACUGGAUGGAGAAGUCUCUCAUCGAUAAAGAUACUGACGUGCAGGCUGUUUACGAGCUACGUUGUAUCGUCACUCACCAAGGUCGACACGACAAUGGUCACUACGUUGCCUGCGGAAAGCGUGGCAAGCAUUGGUAUUCCUUCAACGAUGAGGUGGUCACAAAACUUUCGGAAGAGCAAGUGCUUGCCAGAGGAAAUGUCUUUAUGCUCUUCUACGAGCAGGUGAAUCGACAGCCCAUGCUCGAGGUCUCAAUCCCUGAUAGCACUUCUUCGGAGGAUUCAUGUCAAACACCUGAUUUCCAGCCUUCUCACGCAUAUCCAGGUCUAGAAAAUACUCGGACCUCUGCUAAAGCUGCUCAACAGAGUAUAGUGGCAUUCACCCAAUCAUAUGACGUCAUUCGAUCGCAGCUUCCGAAUGUUCAGAGGGUGAACGCAUCCGCGGCUUGA